This is a messenger RNA of Homalodisca vitripennis (glassy-winged sharpshooter), 680 nucleotides long. RefSeq lists its product as uncharacterized. Bases 1 to 645 code for a protein of 214 amino acids. The transcript has 2 exons. The record is from RefSeq and is a predicted model, not a curated record. NCBI's taxonomy places the organism in Eukaryota, Metazoa, Arthropoda, Insecta, Hemiptera, Cicadellidae.
AUGGUUGAGGAAGAUAGUGAUGUUUUCGUCAACGUAAGCGAGGAACAACCUACUUGUGUGGCAGAAGUGGGGAAGCAACCGGCAAAUGCUGAACAAGAAAUCGAUGAAGGCACUGUAUUUUUUUUACAGGACACAGAAACGGAAACAGGCACACUAAAAAAAUCACUUAGUAGUGUUGAGAACAAACCUAUCAGCAAAAAGAACAAGAAAAGAAUAAAUGAUGCUGUAGAGAAAAAACGGUUGGAGCAGCAUGAAGAAGCUGUUAGUUUAGCUAUCAACGUGUUAAAGAAACCAAGGACUGAAACCCAAUUGGACGAAUAUAACGCAUUUGCCGUUACUGUUGCCAGUAAACUUAAAAGAAUGACAGAAGACCAACGACUGCUUGCUGAAAUGUUAGUGAACAAGGUAUUAUUUUAUGGGGUCAAGGGAAAACUUACUGAAGAAAGUGACAUUACUGUUACACGUGAACCUGUCCAAUACUCAACAAAUUUUGGGUUACGGUACAAUAGUAACAUUAACAAUACACAUCAAACCACUCAUUACCAAGAUGACUCUUGUCCUGCUAAUCCAUCACGCUCCACUUCUUCUUCAGCAUCUUAUCAAUAUUCUCCAGGUUCUUCUAGUAAUUCUCUAUGGCCACUGUAAGGAAGAUUACCUAUAAAAUUGUUCUUAUGUCUCCA